UCAGCUCUGAACGUUCACCCAAUAGAGCCGAUUCAAAGAGCCGACUCUCUAUGGAAUGAUACAAAACUAAUCCAAACACACGGUAUCCACUAGACACAAGCACACAUACAUUCACACCUACACCUCAUUCACUUUCAAUCACAGAGUAGCGGUCGUGCAGGAAUAUGCAGAAAUGUCUGACGGAGGUGUCGCCUAGGUGUGCAGGUUAUGAUACUGAAAGUGCCAUCACUGUGAAGUAAUACUGCAAGCAAAUACAUCAAUGCCAGCAACACCAGGAAGGUAAAAGUAGGCGCAAUUAUGUCUAGAAGCAAGAGCUCGGAGUCUGUGAAGGUUGUUGUGCGGUGUCGCCCGAUGAAUGAAAAAGAGCGUGCUGCAAACUUUGAGAGCGUGGUGUCUGUAGAUGUAAAUCUAGGUCAGAUUGUAGUGCGUAAUCCAAGAAGCCGGUCCACUCAUGAACACCCCAAAGUUUUUACUUUUGACUCGGUCUAUGACUGGAAUUCAAAGCAGGUUGACCUCUAUGAUGAGACUUUCAGACCACUGGUGGAGUCAGUGUUGUUGGGAUUCAAUGGCACCAUCUUUGCUUAUGGACAAACAGGUACAGGAAAAACAUAUACAAUGGAAGGAGUACGCAGUGACCCAGAAAAAAGAGGAGUCAUUCCCAACUCCUUUGAGCACAUUUUUACACAUAUCUCCCGAUCACAGAACCAGCAAUAUCUGGUCAGGGCAUCAUACCUGGAGAUUUACCAAGAGGAGGUCAGGGACCUGCUAGCCAAGGACCAGUCUCGUCGCCUGGAGCUGAAAGAGAGACCUGACACAGGUGUUUAUGUCAAAGACCUUUCUUCAUUUGACACUGGAUGUGUCGAGGCGAUUGAGCAUGUUAUGGAUGUAGGUAACCAAAAUCGUUCAGUUGGCUCAACCAACAUGAAUGAGCAUAGUUCCCGUUCUCAUGCCAUACUUAUCAUCACUAUUGAGUGUAUUGAGUUGGGUCUAGAUGGGGAGAACCACAUCCGUGUUGGAAAACUCAAUUUAGUUGACCUGGCAGGAAGUGAAAGGCAGGCAAAAACAGGUUCUCAAGGAGAAAGACUAAAGGAGGCCACCAAAAUCAACCUCUCCCUGUCUGCUUUGGGUAAUGUCAUUUCUGCAUUAGUGGAUGGCAAAAGCUCCCACAUUCCGUACAGAGAUUCCAAGCUCACGCGUCUGCUACAGGACUCGCUGGGAGGCAAUGCCCGCACUGUCAUGGUGGCUAACAUUGGACCAGCCUCAUACAAUGUAGAGGAGACUUUAACUACACUACGCUACUCAAACCGUGCCAAAAACAUCAAAAACAAACCCUGCAUCAACGAAGACCCCAAGGACGCCCUUCUAAGGGAGUAUCAGGAGGAAAAAGCUCGUCUGAAGCAGCAGUUGGAGAAACGAGCAGGGAGAAAGAAGAAGAAAAGGCAGAAGAGGAGACUUGGGGAGGGAGGAGAGGAACUGGAUGAUGAUGAUAAUGAGGAGGAGGAGGAAGGGGCGGGUGGGGAUAAGACCAUAGAUGAUUAUUGGCGGGAGCAGCAGGAGAACCUAGAAAAGGAGAAGAAAGCCAUUAUGGAGGACCAUAGUCUGGUGGCAGAGGAGAAACAGCGACUGCUGUUGGAGAAGGAGAAGAAGAUGAAUGAUCUCCAUCGGGAAAAGGAGGCAUCUGAGAUGCUUGCAGCCAAAGUCAAGGCUAUGGAAAGCAAGCUGUUGGUUGGAGGGAAAAACAUUGUUGACCACACUAAUGAGCAGCAGAGAAUUCUGGACCAGAAAAGGCAGGAAAUUGCAGAACAGAAAAGGUGUGAACGGGAGAUGCAACAAGAGGUGGAGUGUCGCGAUGAAGAGACUCUUGAGCUGAAGGAGACAUACAGCUCGCUGCAACAGGAAGUUGAUAUAAAGACCAAGAAACUAAAAAAGCUCUUCGCAAAGCUACAAGCCGUGAAGGCAGAGAUCCAUGAUGUCCAGGAGGUACAUAUUAAAGAGAGGCAAGAGUUGGAGCAGACACAGAACGAAUUAACCAGAGAACUCAAACUGAAGCAUUUGAUCAUUGAGAAUUUCAUUCCGUUGGAGGAGAAGAAUAAGAUUAUUUCGAGGGCGACCUUUGAUGAGGAGGAUGACAUCUGGAAAAUGAAACCCAUUAUCAGUGUUCAAGAUGACCAGCAGAUGAUGAGAAGACCAGUGUCUGUAGUCGGGUACAGGAGGCCGCUCAGUCAACAUGCAUGCAUGGCCAUGAUGAUGCGCCCUGAACCCAGAUAUAGGGCUGAGAAUAUCCUGAUGCUGGAACUUGACUUGCCCACACGCACCACUAAAGAGUACGAGGAACCCAUGAUUGCACCAAAGGUGGCAGCUGCAUUAGAAGAUGCAUUGAGGGAAGAGGGUGACAUUCAAGUAGAUGCUUCGGCCUUGGGCCAAGCUGGAUUCAUCAAGAAACCAAAAACAAGCUGUCCCAAAACAGGAAAGAAAGUGAACACUCCCAUGUCAGCUCACAGCCUCUCCAGCUCAGGACCCCCACUCUACCCCCAGUCUCGUGGCCUUGUGCCCAAGUAAACCCUCUAAAUACUCAUUCCUUCUCCAGAUCCUUCUAGAUAGACUAGAAUGUGUUUUUUGCCCAUGGUCUAAAAUUAUACGCUGAAGGUUGUUGUUAAUAAAAUCUCCAGAUUAUAAAAUGUA
This is a messenger RNA of Tachysurus fulvidraco (yellow catfish), 2682 nucleotides long. RefSeq names its product kinesin-like protein KIF3B. The coding region runs from base 298 to 2559 and encodes 753 amino acids. Gene Ontology annotation, molecular function: microtubule motor activity; microtubule binding; ATP binding. The record is from RefSeq and is a predicted model, not a curated record. NCBI's taxonomy places the organism in Eukaryota, Metazoa, Chordata, Actinopteri, Siluriformes, Bagridae. Gene Ontology annotation, biological process: microtubule-based movement. The transcript is spliced from 9 exons.